CCGUGGCGGGCUCGGCUCAGGCUCAUAGGGUUCAUGUGAUCCUGCAGGGAGGUGUUUGGUUAUAAAAGACCAGUUCACCCUCCAGCUUGUGUUUGAGAGCUGAACGUCCUCUCGCGGAGGGACAGCGGGUCGUUUCUUCCCCCCCCCCCCGGUGCGCAUUUGGGAUCUUUCCAUCACUUGUGACGCGCUGCAGCUCCGAUAAUGGGAGACGCUCAGUCUGCGCAACGGGACCGCGAGGAGGAUGCAGCGGAUGGGGAGGAGAGCGGAAAGGUGGAUGAUGCUCAGACUGAGCAGAAUAUCGAAGACAAGCCGUUCAAAACCAAAGGGCAGAUUUCUGAGAUCAAUGGAAAAGCCGACAGCUCUAAAGCAGAAGUUAAUGGUCACUGUGAGGAUGAGAUUGCUGGAAAGGUUGUCCUCUCACUCGACGAAGAUGUCUCACACACAGAAACGCCACUUAAAGAAGAAACACUAUUAGAAAAUGCUGAAAUAAAUGAAAAGGAAUCUUCACCUAAUGAAGCUGAUGCUAAUGAAGACAUACCCCUGGAAAUUACUGAAAUGAAUGCAAAGCAGAAUGACAUCAAUGAAAGUUUUAGGAGAUUUUUCAGUAACAUUGGUUUGAAAUUGACAGUUAAAAGGGGCUCAGGUGAAAUCCCAAAAGAUGUGCCCGAUGAUACCAACAAAGAAGAACCAAACAGACCAGACAAGGUUGAGGAUUCCACAAAAGAAACCACUAGUGAGACUACUGAACAGAACACUGAUGUGAACAUGGCACAGGAGACAUGUGAUAAUGAUUCAACAACAUGUCCAACUCCGACAGACGUUACGUCGGAGGAAGUUCUUGAAGAUGCGGAGGAGAAAGAGGUAGAAACCAAACAUGAGGUUGAAUCUGACAAUGGCAAUGCAGCAAUGCCUUCACCUUCAGGAGAAGAUGUGAACCAAGAUACCGCAACUGAAGAAAAGCCACCCCCCACUUCUCUAUCUAGUCCCGAAGAAGAAGUUGUUGUUGCUGUAUCUCCAGUUAAAAGGUUUUUUACGACAGGACUCUUUUCUGGACUACGGAAGAAAAAGAAGCCUGCAGAAGAUGAGACGACUGACAAAGAAAUGAACGAUACAGGCAAAAAAGAGGUCGUAGAGAAGACAGACGAAACAGUACAAGACCAACCAGAGGAUAAAGAGGAUGUUGGUCUUGGUGUUGACGAAACUGCAAUUCAGACAGAAGAUGAGGAACAUGAACUAAAAGGGGAGAUCGUCUCAACAGUUCAGGCGAUGGACGCAUCCACGGACCCAUCAAGCAUCAUUGUCACUGCGCCUGAACUUCUGAGUUCUCAAGAAAAGGACAAAGUCCAAGCCAGUCCUAUGAAAAGGCUGCUGCUAGGGUCUAAUUUAAAGAAACUAUCCAAAAAGCAAAGAAGCAGGAGAUCCAGUGAUGCAAAAUUGUCCAACUCUGGAGAUGAUGAGUCAGAUCAGCUCCUAUCGUCUACUGGGAAUGCUGAGAAUCAGAAAGAAGAAGGUUGUGUGCAACCCUCUAGAGAGACAGCCGGAGAGGAGGAAGGUGCAUGGGCUUCCUUUAAAAAGCUUGUGACUCCAAAAAAGCGCAUAAGAAAAUGUUCCCUAACUAGUGAAGGGACACAAAUCCCAGAUGCAGCAGAGGAACAAAAACCAAGCGAAGGAGGGCAAAUGUCAGACCACAGCACAGAAGAAGGCAAAAAACGAAAAGACUCCUCUGUUUCGUGGGACUCUGUUCUUUGUAGAUCCGGAAGGAGAAGAAGUCUGAAAACGUCAGACUCUGAGGAUGAAACACCUCAAAUUGAAGACGGUGGAUCUAAAUUGGACGUAAAAAAUGAGGUUGAUGAAAUGUUUGCACAUUCUCUCAAACAAGCAGGAGGUUCUUCAGAGGGCAACGGAGCGUCAACGUGGGAAUCACUUAAGAAACUUGUAACUCUUAAAAGGAAAGCCAAGGGUGAGAUGACAGCAAAGACACGUACAGUCUGAUAGUGACGGUACUCAGAUGAGUGCGCAUUGUCAAUAAAGAAACUCCUCCCAGGACGAAAAAAAAGAAAAUCCGCCAAAAAGCAGGACCAGGUAUCUUCAGAUGAGACUGAUAAGGAAGCAGCUUCAGAUGAAGAAGACUCCGACACACCAGCCGUGGUUCCAUUGUCUGAGUUUGAUACAGUUGAGACAGAGGUUUGUACACAACCACAUGCAGGCGUUGAAAGUCUUCUUCCCAAGGAAGAGGACUCUGAAAUCCAGCAAGACCUUCUUGAUCCGAUGGCUGAACCUGUCCUACCUUGUGACAAUCUGAAAACUGAAGCAAAGAAAGUCAGAGGAAAUAAUGACGCUUUAGAGAACCAGGCAACGACAAACCGUGCUACGGAUGAAGAACCUGAUGAUCUCACAGAAUCAAUCAGUAAACCGCAACUCAGUGACAUUCCAGAGGAGGCCACCCCAGCUUCGGUCACGGAGGAGGCGGCUAGAGAUGAUACGAUAGCGGACGACCUGAAAGAGAUCACAUCUGAAGCCAUUACUGCUGCAGAGGAUUUAGAUAUCACCCUGGCAGAUGCAACCGAAAUGAUCUCUGCAGUUUCCCAGUUAUCUUCAGAGUCUUCCAAAACGUCCGGCAACACAACACCGGUCCCAGCAGAACACGUGGUUGAGGAAACAGAUGUGCUUCUGUACCAGGUUGUCGAAACCAUCGGCAUAAGUCCGGAGGCAGCUCCGGUUUGUUCAUAUGAAUUAAGAUCUGAAGGAACAGCCUUUUCUGCCUCACAUCAAAUACUGGAAACAUUUGUAAAGGAAGAACCUAGAAUUCUGGAAUUACACAGAAGUUUAGAUGUUACUAAAAUUGACAGCGACGUAAAGCUUGUGGAGCUGGACACAAAAACUGAAAAUGUAGACAUCACUCAACUAGAGAGCGUAUUGGAAGUCAAUGACUCCAUUUCUACAGAGAUUGUAUCUGAAGCUCCUACUGAGGAGUUUAAUACUGCUGAAAUGACUGAAGAUGAAGUAGAAGAGGUUGAAGUUGCACAUCCUGAAUACAGCGUAACAGAAUUAGAAGAUGUCGAAGAGAAUAUAACUAAAUUAGCUGAAGCGGACAAAAUUUUGGCAGAUGAAGGGUCUCUUGUUGAGGCACAUCAAACUGAAACUGAGCCCCCUAAACUAGACUCUGAAGAAGCAGACUUUGCUUCAACAGUGGCAGAUGAAAUUAAGGAUGUGGCUAUGGAGCAGGGGGUCCAAUCUGAGAAUGAUAAUCAACAACCAGUAGAGGUGGAAUAUUUGUCAGAAUUAGCAAAUGUACAAACUCUUGAAUUAAAAGAACACACCCCAAAAAGUGUGUGUGUUCCAUCACUUGAAAAGGACAUAAUACCAAAGGCCAUUCCAGCAGACGAAACUGUUAGAAAUGAACUCAAAGAUGACUUAGAAACAUAUGCUGUCCAACCUGAACAUGUUCGUGUACCAGAAGCAUCCGAAGCUGAGAAAGCCUCCACAUUAGAUCCAGAGGAAGGCAGCCUUCAAUCACCGACAGAGGACGUAAAAUCAGAAGACAUUCUGCCAGCAGAAACGGUUACAGAUGAACCCAACCUGGAAGGAGAGCAUCUCACAGAAGUCAGUGUCGGCCCAGAAAACCAAGAACUACAAGUGAAUGCUAUGAAAACUGUCCAAUCCCUUGAAAGGGAAGUAAUAUCCGAUAAUGUUCCAGGAGGAGAAACGGAUGAACCCCAAAAGGAAAUGAUGCUUCUCCCUGAAACCAAUCUUGGGCCAGUGGACGCUUCCACAACUGGACAUGUUCAAGAACAAGAUGCAACAGAAAUAGCUGCAAAAAAUGGCAGUGUGCCAUCAUUUGAAAAAGAGGUGAUAUCAGUUCCAGCAGAGGUUCUCACUCGAGUCAGUGUUGUGCCAGAAAACCAUGAACUACAUGUGAUCGGUAUGAAAAAUGUUCAAGAACUAGAAGAAUUUCAGGCUGGUCGAGCACCAAAACCAUAUUCAGAGGAGGACAGUGUUCGUUCCCUUGAAGAAGAGUUUAUACCACUGAUCGUGGUAGAAACCGAUGAACCCAAAGAGGAAACAACGCGCCUACCCGAAGACACUCUUGAUCCAGUGGACGCUUCCAAAACUGAACAUGUUCAAGAAUCAGAAGUAUUUGAGGCCGUUCAACAAACAAGAUUAGAUUCAGAGGAAGGCAGUGUUCCAUCAGAAAGAGAGGAAACCAAAUCAGAAGAUGUUCCACCGGAAGAAACCGUUACAGACAAACCCAAACAGUUUCUCCCUGAAGUCAAUGUUGAGCCAGGAAAUGAAGAACUUCCAGUGAAUAUUAUGAAAAUGGUUCAAGUAACAGAAACACCAAGUCAAGUCAUUGAAGCACCAAUAUUAGAUUCAGAGGGUGUCGUUCAAUCACUUGAAAAAGAGCUGAUAUCAGAAAUGUUUCCAGAUAAAAAAGCAGAUGAACCCGAAGAGGGAACAAUAUAUCUAUCUGAAGACAUCGUUGUGCCAGUGGAUGCGUGUAAAACUGAACACGCUAAAGAACCACAAGCCUCUGAAGCUGUUCCAGCACCAACAUUAGAUUCAGAGGAAGGCAGCAUGCAAUCACCAAAUGAAGAAGUCAAAUCAGAAGACCCACCAGAUUCAGAGGGGGCAAUGCUUCUGUCACCUGAAAAGGAAGUAAUAUCUGAGGAUAUUCCAGUAGUGGAAACAAUUACAGAUGAGCCCGAACAGGAAAAUCAAGUUGAGCUAGAACAAACACCAGUAGAAGCUGUGGAAACAGAACGUGCUGAAGAACCAGAAGCAUUACCAUCUGACGUAAUAGAUAGUCUAACUGAAACAAAAAUGCUUGCAGGGACAUCGACGUGUAUGCAAGUAGUCACAGAAAGUAUUGAGGGAGGAACGACUCUGGGAUUUGAGAAAACAAUAUGGUUGGAUGACGUCCGUAAACCAGACACUGGUAGCGUCAUUGCUUCGGUUACAGAGGAAGGUCCCUCUUUAGAGAAAGCAGAGGACCAGAACACAGAGAGAACUACACCAGAUACUGGGAUUGAGCAGGAAGGUCACAUACCUGCAGGUGUAGACCAGUUACUAACAUUAACAGCAGCUUGUGUAUCCGCUGGGAAAGAGGAAGCAGUAAACGUCCUAGAGGUACUAGAAAAGACUGUAUUGACUGAAGACACUCCAGCAGACAAUGCUGCCGUUACAGAUGAACCCAAACACGAAGAGCAUCCAAGCACAGUGCAAGACGCCGUUGAGGGACCAAAUGAAAGUGAGCGUUCAGGCGCUGGGAUGAAGGCCGCUCCCGCUGAGCACGCCGUGGUGGCGCAAGUAGUCGUGUGUAACAUAAAAGAUGCCUUAGUUGCAAUACCUGAUAUUUUGAUAGAGAAAACAUCCCCCAUCACCGAACCCUUGAGAGAAAUAGUCACACGGGAGCUAAUGUCCAGAGAGCAUGUGGAAACCUCGGCGCUGUUGGUGCCGGACGAGGAGGCCGAGGCAGCCGGGGAAAGCAGUGUGGUUGUGAUGAUGCACGUGCCGUCGGUGGAGUUGGAGGACAAUCACAGAAUUCAAGUGCAGGUAGUCGGCGAUGAUAUCAAGUCAGCCGAGUCGAGUGUGGACACGGUGCUCGAGGUUGGGAUAACGCGGGUCAAAGAAGUCAUCGACGGUUGUCACGGCGACGUUGAAAACGAUUUCUACGCAACUCCACUGAUUGAAGAGGAAUUAAUUAAUGAGCAGGACAAGGUGACCAUUGAAGGAGUCAUCCUGCACAUAAAGGAAACCCUACCAGAGAAAGAAGGCGAAUCGACGCAAGAAGGCGCUGAACAGCCGGAUGAUGUGACAGAAGAGAGUGAGACGGUUGAAAGCGAAUCAAAUGAAGUGGACGAUCAAAAAGAGACAGCUGGCAGUGGAGCGUGUUCCCUGGAAAGAAUCGGGGAUGUCGCCGCAACGGGACAGCGAGGGGCCGAGGAUCUCCUGACCACAGCUGAUAUUCCAGCAUGUUUAGAUGUCCCGUUCCAUCCUCAAAGAGACGAAUCAGAGGAAACCAAAGUAGAAGAGCGCAAAGAAGCACAAAUGAUCCAAACUCUGAUUGUAACACCUGCUGCCACCCAAAACACGGAAGUCAUCUCGUCCGUAGGUAACGGGGACUCCUCCUCAUGUCUCUCCAUUGAAUUGAAACUUAACAUAAAUUUUGGCCAGCCAAAUAAACCAGCUUCCCCACCGCCUACAACGGAAAGAUCUGGACCUGCGAACAAGGCAGACGUGUCUGAGGUCGGAGUUCAGGCAGCAGAGGUCGAACCCGUGACGACAAUCAAACAGAUAGAGUUAGCGGGGCUCGCUGUUCAGGGGACAGCAAACACAGAACCAGCGGAAAAUAUGGAUUCAACGGAGAGAUCCGUGACUGCGACUCAACCGGUACUGCUGCAAAUCAGCGUCCAAGCGAUGGAAGCAGAAGAACAAAUGAAACCAGCAGAGACGGUGACCUCCAGUGACACCGAAACAAAACAAGCAGUGGGGCAGACAGAAACAACGGAAGGGUCCCCCACUCACCAGGGACUCUCUGAAGCUGCAGAGCAACAAACAGAAACAAAAACGCCCGCUAAACAAAAAGAGGAGGAGCAGGAUGUGUGGAUGGAUGCUGAGGAAAGAUGUCUACACUCAAGAGAAAACAGAUGCGUGCCGUCUGCAGGUGGAGGAACCUCCAGGAGAGGCCGAGGCGGGACUUGAACGCGUGGUUGAAAUGGCUCCUGAUUCCAAGACUGAGGAAGAAGAAAGUCAACAGAAAAUGCUCAAGACGGCAGAAAGAUGUGGAACUGAUAGUGAAUGUGAGGAUUUUGCUUUCGCACCAGAGCAUCCUGAAAUUGAAACUGUGAGAGUCACAACAAUGGAGUGAAAUGAAUUCAAACCGGUUGGACAGUCAAUUAAGUUUGUUAGGAGUUUCCAAAAAGACAUCAGAGUAUCACAGACGGUGGUAGAAGAACUUUAGGAAACAGCCAUCUUUUCUUUUCUUUGAUAUUACGGAAUGUUAUUAUCAUAAUGUGUGUGAUUAAUCAGCUAAUCUAUUAAUUGGAGAAAUGCUACGCUUGGCUCAGGGUGCAUGCAGCGUCAUUCUAAAGGGUUGCAAGUGAACUCCUUCCAAACCAAACCUUUAUUCAACGGUAUUGUAACUCUCAUGCAUUGUUUUUAUGUUCAAUCCAAUCACGUCGGGGUUUUCAAUUAUAAACCAUGUUUUUUGCAGAGAUCUAUCUUGAUCUUUUUUUUAAAAUUAAUGUAUAUACAAGAGUAUAAGACAGCAUUUCUGUUUGCAUUUUUGUGUUACAAAUACACCUGUGAAAGUAUUGAAAAUCAUUCAUCCAUGAUGUGUAUGAGCCCGGCACUGGACAAAUGUAUUUUGACCAGAAAGGGGCAUAUUACUAUAUGUAGAUAUUUCAAUGUCUUGUCUAUGUUCAGUGUUAUUAUUCCUUUAUUAAUCAUUUGACAUAAAACAUGCUCCUAUGAUAUCUAUGCAGGUGAAGACUACAGCUCAGGCUGAACAUAUUACUAUUACUGUAUAUUAUCUUGUACAUAAUGGGGGGUUUAAUGCUUAUACAGGCGCAUGCACUAAUGUUUAAUCUACCAGACCUUUUUAACUAUGUCAAGUUUUAAGAUUCUUCCCUUUCUUUGCUAUGUAUCUGUCGUUAAUUCAGUUGUAAUCAGCAAAGCCUUAAACAAUGGCGGCAGCUUUACUCAUCCCGUUCUAUUUAUCAGCAGUUAAACAUCAAGCCUCUUCAGAGGAUUUCUUUCCACUUAUACUUUAAUGGAAAAGUCUUGCUUAUCUUUGAUGUUAAAUAUCUACAAAAUGCAAAACAUAAACCUGAGUUAGUUAGAUAUCUUUAUAUAUGUGCAUAUAUUUUAUGUAUAAAAUAAUAUUUUAUCGGAAUAAAUUGAUACCUGGAUAUCCUGCAA
This is a messenger RNA of Gasterosteus aculeatus aculeatus (three-spined stickleback), 7920 nucleotides long. It is a transcript of the gene akap12a, whose product is annotated as A kinase (PRKA) anchor protein 12a. NCBI's taxonomy places the organism in Eukaryota, Metazoa, Chordata, Actinopteri, Perciformes, Gasterosteidae. Gene Ontology annotation, cellular component: cytoplasm. Gene Ontology annotation, biological process: regulation of protein kinase C signaling; signal transduction. Gene Ontology annotation, molecular function: protein kinase A binding; calmodulin binding. The record is from RefSeq and is a predicted model, not a curated record.